Messenger RNA from Vespula pensylvanica (western yellowjacket), 1350 nucleotides. RefSeq names its product stomatin-like protein 2, mitochondrial (gene Stoml2). The record is from RefSeq and is a predicted model, not a curated record. NCBI's taxonomy places the organism in Eukaryota, Metazoa, Arthropoda, Insecta, Hymenoptera, Vespidae. Bases 145 to 1299 code for a protein of 384 amino acids. Gene Ontology annotation, cellular component: membrane. The transcript is spliced from 7 exons.
CACAGUUGCUUUUGUAGCAAUCUUCUACACGUUUGAUCUGUGUGACGAAAAGUUCUAUGUAAAUCUGAAAUAACUUUUACAAUAUUAGAAUUGUAUUUGUUGAUAUUUGAACGUGUUAUACUUGAAAAAGUAAACAAAUACGAAAUGAAUAUUACUAAAAUGUUAUUAAUAAGGAACUUUAGUAGUUUUACAAAGCGAACAUUUUUGAAUCGUGAAAGUGGCCUUCGUAGUACGUUAUAUGCAGCAGAAUAUAUCAGACAGGCAUCUGCCGUUACACCAUUGAAUACAAUUAUAAUGUUUGUGCCGCAACAAGAGGCUUGGAUUGUAGAAAGAAUGGGAAAGUUUCAUAAAGUUUUAGAACCAGGUUUUAACUUACUCUUCCCAAUAAUCGAUCGAGUUAAAUACGUACAAAGUUUGAAAGAAAUUUGCAUACAGGUACCGAAUCAAAGUGCAAUUACAUUUGAUAAUGUAACGCUUGAUAUCGAUGGAGUGUUGUACUUAAAAAUAAAUGAUCCUUAUUUGGCUUCUUAUGGCGUCGAAGAUGCUGAGUUUGCCAUAAUGCAAUUAGCACAAACUACAAUGAGGUCAGAAUUGGGAAAAAUAUCUUUAGAUAAAGUAUUUAGGGAAAGAGAAGGUCUGAAUGUUUCUAUUGUAGAAAGUAUUAACAAAGCUAGUGAAGCAUGGGGUAUAUUGUGUCUUCGAUAUGAAAUCCUUGAUAUAAAGUUACCAAAUAGAGUGCAAGAAGCUAUGCAAAUGCAAGUUGAAGCUGAACGAAAAAAACGAGCUGCUAUCUUGGAAUCUGAAGGAGCCAGGGAAGCUGAAGUAAAUAUAGCAGAAGGCAAACGGCUGGCUAGGAUUUUAACUUCUGAGGCUGCAAGACAAGAACAAAUAAAUAAAGCCACUGGUGAAGCUACCGCAUUAAUAUCCGUAGCAGAAGCACGUGCAAAAGGUUUACAAUUGGUAGCCAAUUCUCUUUCUCUUAGAGACGCAAAAAAUGCAGCAGCUUUAAGUAUUGCAGAACAGUAUGUAAAUGCAUUUAAUAAACUAGCAAAAGUUAAUAAUACUAUAAUAUUACCAAGCAAUGUAGGAGAUGCUACAUCAUUGAUAACACAGGCUCUCUCUAUUUACAAACACGUUAUGCCUCAAUCUGAAUUAAAAGAUCAGAAAGAAACAGAUAACCAAUUCCAACAAGCUGUUUCAGUAGAUAUUGAUUCCACGGAUGAAGCCUAUGAAUAUUUUAGCGAUAAAGAAGAAGCAGAGCAGCAUAAAAGAAACAAAAAGAAGCCAAAAGCAUUGUAAUAUAUAAAUCUUGAGAACAUUAAAAAUAAAUAUUGAAUAUUUCUAUUAUAA